AUCUUCUUCUUCUUCUUCUUAGCUUCCCCACCCCACCAUCCCUCCCGUCGGACCCCUACCCUAUAUAGAUUGACUUUAAAUUAAAUCUAAUCCUACUCUACUACACUACAUCCUCCCCAGUAGUAUAUAUUCAUUUCUCGUACAACCUACGAAAAAACUUAGCACAUUAUUAUGCUCUUCUAAUGUUUUCCAGUUUUUUUCCCCGAUUGAUGAUGAUUUAAUCCUCUGCAUGCAUGUCAUAAGAAGCUUUUGAGGAAUAUAAUCGGGUACGUAGUAGUACCUUAAUAUAUUGCCUCUUAUUCGUUCUAUAAAUAUAUCGAUGGCGCAAUUGCCCCCGCGGGCGCCGCCGAACUUGGCGGCCGCGCCCAUCUGGCAUGACUUUGCGCUGCAGAAGCCGUCGCCGGCGGCGGCGGCGACGGCUUCAGCAGCACCGUCGUGGGUGGACGAGUUCCUCGACUUCUCCUCCGCCAAGCGCGGGUCCCACAGGAGGUCGAUCAGCGACUCCAUAGCGUUCCUGGAGAGCCCGAUGGCGGAGGAGUGCCGGAGGCUGUCCACCCCCGGCGGCGGCGGAAACGAGUUCGACCGGUUCGACGACGAGCAGCUCAUGUCGAUGUUCAACGACGAUGUGGCGGCGGGGUUGACCAGCUCCAACACGUCGUCGCCGACGUCCGACCACAACAGCAUCAACAAUGACGGCGAGGACUGCAGUAAUAAUAGUUUCAUAAAGUUGAUGUCCGGCGGGUAUGAUCGCCGCCGGUGCCAUAUGACGGCGCCGCCGCCGCAGCAGCAGCUGAAGAGCGAGCCGGAGGAGGAGGAGAGCUCGUGGAAGUCCGAGGACCAAGCUGCGGAUAAUAACUCUUCUGAAAAGAUUGUUGAUCCUAAACGAAUUAAGAGGUACAUAAUCAAUUUAGGGACGGAGAAAGUAACACGAAAAGAAUGAAAAGUUUAACGUUGAAAAAUGUUUGAUUAUUUAUUAUUAGGAUAUUGGCGAACAGACAAUCAGCCCAACGAUCGAGGGUGAGGAAAUUGCAGUACAUUUCGGAGCUUGAACGUAGCGUUACCACCCUCCAAGCAGAGGUAUCGGUAUUAUCGCCGAGGGUGGCAUAUCUGGACCACCAAAGACUGGUACUGAACGUGGACAACAGUGUCCUCAAGCAAAGGAUUGCUGCCCUUACUCAGGAUAAACUCUUCAAAGAUGGUCUCCCCUCUCUCUCUCUCUCUUCCUCACCUUUUUCUUUUUUUUUUAAUUUAAAAACAAAUGCUUAUUAGAUGAGUGUUGGAAAAUUUGAUUAGCUAGAGAAGAGAAAAGUGUGUUUAGGAAUAACAAUCAUAAUUAAAUGUACUCGUAAAAUGUAUUUCGAACGUUUACUUAGAUUGAUGAUUGGACCAAAGGAUCGAAAAUGAGAGAGAUUUAACCAACUUUUUUUUCAAGGCUAAACUCUACCAUUUGUCCUUCAACUUUAUCACUUGUGGUCCUUCAAGUUUUUUUAAAGUCCAUAAAUAGUCUUUCAACUUUAUGAGUUAUGCACGAUUGGUCCUCCAAGUUUUAAAAGUCCAUAAGUAGUCCUUCAAGUACAUGUCAGUCUUCUAGAUGAGAUCCUUUUGACAGUAAAUGUUAAAAGCUAAAUUUUAUUUUUUAUUUCUAUACCAAUAUAUAAAUAAAAUGAAUUGAAAAAAAGUUGAUAUUUUACCUCAGGAAUACAAAUGUGACAAAUAUUUAGGAAUGGAGGGAGUACCUAGCUACUUAGUUUUUCCAUGAAUUCAUGUCCAUGUGGACAUGUGGUAGUCCCUGUAUAUGUCUUUAGUCACCUAUGGUCAUGUUUGGUUGUAGGGUGUGAAUUGAAUGACCAGUGGACCAAUUACAAAAAAACUAGAGUAAAAGUUUGUCCCUCCGUCCCUAAAUAUUUGUAACGUUUGUUUUUUCAGCAGUCGCGAGAACUUUUUUUUAUUUCUACAUUUUCAUUGGUUAUUUGAUAAAAUAAAAUAUUCUUGACACAUCUUAUUUCGAAAAACUUUUCAUGUAGUUUUUUUAUAUGUAAAUUUUAUUAUUUAUUUCUAUACCAAUAUGUAAAUAAAAUGAAUUGAAAAAACUUGAUAUUUUGCCUCGAGAAUACAAGUGUGGCAAAUAUUUAGGGACGGAGGAAGUAUAUGCUAUUGGGGAAUCCGUCUUGCAAAAUGUACGUUUUUCCUUUCUUUUUUCGUUUGUCCCAAAAGACCAUUUUCAUUUUUAUUAAAAAAUCAAUUUUAUUCAUAUUAAUUAUUAAUUUACAUAUCAUAUCACACAUUUUUACUAUUAAUCUACACCUCACAUAAUACUUUUAUUUAUCACAUCUAAUGACAUUUUUGAAAAGUCAACACCGAAAUACCCUCCUCACGUUUGUAUUUUGUAACGAUAUUAAUUACUGUGACUAAGAAAAAUAAUGUCAAUAA
Molecule: messenger RNA, 2430 nt
Organism: Cuscuta campestris
Lineage: Eukaryota; Viridiplantae; Streptophyta; Magnoliopsida; Solanales; Convolvulaceae
Source: the annotation of a GenBank genome assembly